AUGUCCACAACAGGGAAUUAUACGCCUGACCACAGCGCUCUUCUGGUCCGUCCGUGGACAGUUGUGCAGCUGUCGCAACGUGAUGUUUCGUCGCAGAUACCUCUUAAUCAUGUCGCGCAUCCAGGCAUCGAUGUGACCUCAGCUUGUUUUGGAAAUAAUAUAUAUGAAGAACAGGCAAUGGUGAAAUGUAUUUCGAACCUUUUAGCUCUUGAUAAUCGCCGUUUCCAUGUCGAUCUAUACUGGUCCACAGACUAUCGCCGGUGGACUUUUUGUCCCGUUACCGUCAAUUCCCCUGUGCCGGCCUCCACUGCCAAAACCCGUGUGCGCAGCCGACCCGUGUCAGUCCUUGCUGAUGAUGUUGGAUCGCAAUUGUGCUCUCAAUCUCUCGAUGUCUCCAUAUUUCUCAGUUUAUUACGCAAUUACUUUUCCGACACGAACGAUACGCUCAAUGCUCACAUGUUAUAUAUUCUACUUAAUGUUCAUUUUGCUGCGUCAUCGAACUCCUCUGAUGAGCCCAGCAGUGCACCAGCUCGUGACAAGCUUCCGUCUGGUCGAGAGCUUCUUGGAUCGCUUUUCCAUGAAGCUUUGGGGCCGUAUAUGUACACUCCAAAACUACUUCAGGACGAGAGAGCAAACCUGAACCAGUCGUGGUAUUCUGUUCCCAAAUUCGCCCACCCCAUAGCUGAAUAUUUUACGACUCACAAAGACUCGAAAGAUGUCCAUAGCACUCCUGAUGGCUGGCCAUGCGAAGCCUAUGUAGAAAGACGGCGCCUAAGACGAUUUCUCGUCGGCUGGGCCAGUGCAGAUGCUCAGAUGGCGGAGUAUGAUUUCAAUGGAGACAGCAAUCUUAUUUUCUCUAUGGGCUCACUCGCAAGAUCCCGAGGAGUUACCAUAUCUAAUGGCAGUGAUGCAAGUGGUGAUUCUAUAAUCAAAUCUGGGUGUCUAUUCGACCGAAAAUCGACAGACCCUCCUGAUCUGAGCGCUUCAUGGCCUGAAUCAACCGUCACUGAGCAAUUUGAUUCUUAUCCUGUUCAUUCGUUGUGUAGUGAGUUGAUGGCCUGUGGUAUCUCACCCAUAGUGAAUUCCACACUUUCCAAUGUGACAGCCGAUGAGAAUUUCAAACCGUAUAAAAUCGCUUCACAAUCUUCGUCGUGGGCCUGGGCGCAAGGCCAGCCUCAUCCAGAUGAUUCUCCUACAGAUCUGUUUCUAUCUACUCUUAGGUGUGCUCGGGCAGAUGCUUCUUUCAAGGGACGCUGGUUCCCCGCAAAAUGCUCUGGCGGUCUUUACGGAGCAUGUCGUGUUGGAAAUGAACCGUUCCAAUGGACCCUGACACGCGAGCAGGUUUCCUAUGGCUCUGUCGCAGCUCACUGCCCGGAAAACUCUACCUUUUCUGUCCCUCGUACAGGCCUCGAAAACACAUAUCUAUACCAGUACCUCAUCUCCCUGCCCAAGAAUAUGAUCGACCCGUCGUCUGAAGAUUAUGACUCGCGUAGUGUCUGGAUAGACCUCAAUUCACGCGAUGUGCCCACUUGUUGGGUUUCCGGGGGCCCUAAUGCUCAGUGUCCGUACGAAGUGGACGAAGCCGCUGUUCAACGGCGGACGGUUCUUGUUCCUACGGUUGCAGCUAUAAUUGUGUUGGUCAUUGCCGCGUUGACAAUAUUUGUCAAGUGCAACUCCAAUCGCAGGAAUUCGAGGUGGAAAAGGAUUAUUGAGGGAUGGGAAUACGAGGGUGUUCCCUCCUAG
Messenger RNA from Histoplasma capsulatum G186AR, 1743 nucleotides. RefSeq names its product lectin C-type domain-containing protein. The transcript is spliced from 2 exons. NCBI's taxonomy places the organism in Eukaryota, Fungi, Ascomycota, Eurotiomycetes, Onygenales, Ajellomycetaceae. The record is from RefSeq and is a predicted model, not a curated record. Bases 1 to 1743 code for a protein of 580 amino acids.